ACGUAGCACAUGUACGUAAUGAUAACUCGGGCACCCUUCAGUUGCACUUGAUUCUAUCUACACCUUGGCGUUUUGUCCAUUGCUUUACAUUUAUCGGUCAUGCAUAUAUUAAACGCAGGGUGUUUGGGUUCUACGUGCGGAGGCUGCUGCAACGUACUGCCAACAACUGCUCUAGGGUGCAAUAUAAAUGCGUUUGGCGCUAACGCCAGGUGCUGCGGUGCGCAAGGUUGUUGCGGAGGUUGUUGCCGAGAAUCUUUUGAUGAAGACCAUUUUGACGAGCAAAUGAAAAGGGAGAUGGAGCGGACGAAAGAUACCAGCCGGCCUGUCGAAACUCAGCCUGGGCCAUCUGUUAACAUGGCCGCGAACUUGAGGGAGGGCACAAGAGGGGGCCUUAACAAUGCUUCACCAGCGUCGCAACAAUCAUGAUCGCAACAAGGGUUCGGAAAGCGUGAGCAAGAUACGGGCAUGCUAAUUGUUUUAACAGCUAGCGGGUAUGUUUGAGCUCUUGCGCGUGUUGAACCUAGUAGGAAAUU
Suillus subaureus is the source of this 533-nucleotide messenger RNA. RefSeq lists its product as uncharacterized. Bases 100 to 426 code for a protein of 108 amino acids. The transcript is spliced from 3 exons. The record is from RefSeq and is a predicted model, not a curated record. NCBI's taxonomy places the organism in Eukaryota, Fungi, Basidiomycota, Agaricomycetes, Boletales, Suillaceae.